AUGGUCUUUUGGAGCUCCACCUCCUCUGUACUCCUUGGCCUCCUGUCCCUCCUCCUCCUCCUCCACCCCUUCACUGCUAUCCGCCUUGGCCUUGUCCGGCGACCAACGCCGGACCUCCCUCUUUUCCGGGAAGCCCCCGCCUUCCGCAACGGUGAGGAAUGUGGCUCCACAGAGGCUGACCGCAUUAACGUGGCCAUGACCCUUGAUGCAAACUACCUUCGUGGCACCAUGGCUGCAGUGUUGUCCAUGUUACAACAUUCUACAUGCCCAGAGAACCUCGCCUUCUACUUCUUAUCCGCACACGAUGCUCCUGAACUAUUCUCCAGCAUCAAAUCCACUUUCCCAUAUCUAAACAUGAAGAUUUAUCGCUUUGAUUCUAACAGGGUUCGUGGCAAGAUAUCAAAGUCCAUUCGACAGGCAUUGGAUCAGCCUUUGAAUUAUGCAAGGAUAUACCUUGCAGAUACUAUACCAGAGGAUGUGCGACGUGUAAUAUAUUUAGAUUCUGACCUCGUCGUUGUUGAUGAUAUAGCUAAGCUUUGGGGGGUAAACAUGGAAGGCAAGGUAGUGGCUGCCCCUGAAUAUUGCCAUGCAAAUUUCACACUAUAUUUCACUGAUAAUUUUUGGUCAGACCCGGUUAUGUCAAAGACGUUUGAGGGAAGGAAGCCGUGUUACUUCAACACGGGAGUGAUGAUAAUGGAUGUGGAUAAAUGGAGAAAAGAAAACUAUACAGAGAAGGUUGAGGAAUGGAUGGCAGUGCAGAAGCAGCAGAAGAGGAUCUAUCAUUUAGGCUCUCUUCCACCAUUUUUGUUGGUUUUGGCAGGGAAUAUUAAAGCUGUUGAUCAUAGAUGGAACCAACAUGGUUUAGGCGGGGAUAACUUUGAAGGUAAAUGCAGGACCCUACACCCUGGUCCCAUUAGUCUCUUGCAUUGGAGUGGGAAGGGUAAGCCAUGGUUGAGGUUAGAUUCUCGGAAGCCAUGCAUUGUGGACCAUCUAUGGGCUCCUUACGAUUUAUAUCGGUCGUCUAGACACUUCUUUGAAGAAUGA
Molecule: messenger RNA, 1044 nt
Organism: Gastrolobium bilobum
Lineage: Eukaryota; Viridiplantae; Streptophyta; Magnoliopsida; Fabales; Fabaceae
Product: probable galacturonosyltransferase-like 4
Exons: 1
Coding region: 1-1044 (347 amino acids)
Cellular component (GO): Golgi apparatus
Molecular function (GO): glycosyltransferase activity
Source: RefSeq, a predicted model, not a curated record